GGCGCGACAGGUUAGGAUACCUCAUUACAGGCAAUGAGACGGGAUAAGCUGUCCUCUCUAAAUCGCUGCGUCUGAAAGGCAUUAUCUACGUAAACAAACUCGCAAAAUUUCGGAUAUAGUGUGUCAGGCGGUUGAGGUUUUCCCGCAUGAAGAAAGCAGCUGCGUAUGAAAGAGAGGAGCCGCUGCCUUUUCCAGUUUCGCAUUGCCACACAGGUGAAGUGAACAUUCUGGUCGUUUCUCCCUAGUUCCAAUAUCAUGAGGUGCGGCAUUUUUUUCAUUGUGGUGAUGUUGGCCGGCACCGUAAGCCUGACCAUCUUAAUCCACAAGAAAAAAAUCCAAGAGGUCUCGCUGGCAAAGGAAGCCAACUUCGAAGAGAUCAAAAACAAAGUGACCAAAGAUGUAUUGACUGAGGUCGUGGAUAACUUGUCCAAAGACAAAAGUAACCUGGAGUCGAAGAAAAAAAUGAUUGAAGAGGUGAAAACGGCCAUUCAGAACAAACAAAACCAAGCUGCGGCCGCGAGGCACGACGCCGAAGAGUGUCAAGGGGAGACGAAAAGAACAGCUGAUGAACUUGCCAACCUAGAGGCUGAUCAGAACACUCUGAACAAUGAAAAAGAGGCCUGGACCAGAGAAAUAGAGUCUUUACAAAAAGACCUUGCCCAGAAGAGCAAAGUGUGCGACUACAUCUUGAAGGACUCUGAAGAGGCAAAGAAACUCUGUGGGGAGGCAGCUGAACCUAAGAAGGAAGAGCCGAAGAAAGAGGAGGAAAAGAAAGUGGAGGAGAAGAAAGAAGAGCCUAAGAAAGAGGAGGGCCAGGCGGAAGAGCCCCCCAAGCUCCCUGAAGAGCCCCCCAAGCCCCCCGCAGAGCCAGCCAAGGCCAGAUGAACCAUUAUGGGGGGAUGGGUGGUGGGGGGGGGCACUUACGGAUGUAGAGAGACAGGUGCUGAGCAGAGGGAGAUGGGGGAAUACAGGGAAUGUUACAGGACACAGGACUUACUUUCAUGGGACAUUCAGAUGUCACCUGUGGACAUUGUACAAAAUACAGGGUGUGGGACUUAACAUUCAGAUGUCAGUGACGAACAUGAACAUACAGACUGCAGCAGCGUGUGACUUAACAUUCAAGCGCACCAGUCACACACCAGCAAUGCACUGUACAUAAGCAUCACGUUCAUUUUAUGUGGAAAAGCUCGACAUUCGAAACUCGUUGCCUUAUGUAUUUAACAACUAUAUUGUUUUAUGUCAAGUUAGUUGCAUUAGAGCGGAGGUGGAGAAACUGGACUGACCGUGUACAGGUCCUGCUUAGGAGCUGUUUCCAGCAGGAUAUUUUUUAAAAUGUGGAUAUUUUUGUCUCCUGUUUACAUUGGUUUUGGCCUUCUGUUUCCACAUAAGCAGAUUUUUAAAACCCACAUAUCAAAAAGCAGGCUUUAAAAAUAUCUCAUUUAGGGGGGGGUAAAAUGCAUCUGUUACAAUGGAGUUUUUAUUUUUAUCCCCAUGUUGCAUUUCCACCUUAGCAGGAGAAAAAAUACCCACCUAUUGAAAUACCCUGCUACAUGGAAACAGCACCUUAAAGGUGGGUGGUAAUAAUUAGUAUCAGCUGGUUUAUUUAAUUGGCUGGAGCAAAAAUGUGGCAUGGUUUGUACUGUCUCUGAAGUCAGGUUGUCAACCUCUGUAUAUGAUGCAAACAUCACUUGAAAGAUAAUAUAAUAUUUGGAAUGACCUUGACUCAUUGAAGGCAUUGUGUUUUUAACCCAUUUUAGCCUGAUGCUGCGUAUACAUUGUUUGACCUUUGGUGCCUGGAGCGACUACACUGCAUUCAGGCUCUUGAGAUUUGAGAUUUUUUUUAUUGAAAAUGUGGGUAUGUUGGAGCUGAAUGAACACAUUCUAAUGCAAAAUGAGGGUCCUAGCUUUUAAAUUUAGCUAUUUCAUGUUUUUAUGUGCUUCGGAGACUGAGAUAUUUUGGGUUGAAUUGGCAGAGGGCACCUUUUCCCAAAAAAGGGCAGGCGUUUUUUUGCAGGUGCAGGUUAAAAUGGGUCAAUGAUUGUGAUUUAAUUACAGUGAACUGCAUUUAUGAUGUUGUCAAGCGAUGACUCAAUGUAGUGCAUGCUGAUGAGGACUAUGAGAAAUAUGUCUCCACUCAUUAGGACAUUAAAUGAAGUUAACAAAAUGAAAUAAGAUUAAAGGCUUGAUUGUUUGUUUGCGUG
Engraulis encrasicolus (European anchovy) is the source of this 2201-nucleotide messenger RNA. RefSeq lists its product as uncharacterized. Bases 256 to 885 code for a protein of 209 amino acids. The record is from RefSeq and is a predicted model, not a curated record. The transcript is spliced from 5 exons. Lineage: Eukaryota; Metazoa; Chordata; Actinopteri; Clupeiformes; Engraulidae.